Molecule: messenger RNA, 8977 nt
Organism: Culex pipiens pallens (northern house mosquito)
Lineage: Eukaryota; Metazoa; Arthropoda; Insecta; Diptera; Culicidae
Gene: Tomosyn
Product: syntaxin-binding protein 5
Exons: 9
Biological process (GO): regulation of exocytosis; regulation of protein secretion
Cellular component (GO): SNARE complex; cytoplasm; plasma membrane
Molecular function (GO): myosin II binding; syntaxin binding; GTPase activator activity
Source: RefSeq, a predicted model, not a curated record
GCAAGAGUUCAUCUCAUGUAUAGACAAACAAACGCUGAAAGUUUCAUCCAAACCGGAGCACCUCGAUACGAGCUGUUACACAUUGGUGAAAUACUCGCUGUUAAACGCAAGAUCAACUUUUCCAAAGUCAUUUUUGCUUUCUUUCACAGAAUCAGAAAGACUCAUCCUGGCGCAAUCGUACAUUUAUCGGACAACCCUUUAGAUGCGAAUAAGUUGUUGAUAGGAUUUGAAACAGGUCAAUUAGUUCUAUGGGAUAUGAGAGGAAAAUGUGCAGAAUUUCGAUGGAUAUCGCAGGAACCGCUUUUAUCGUGCUCGUGGCAUCAUGAAGGAAAACACUUUUUUUCAUCGCACACCGAUGGAUCUUUGUGUACGUGGCCUUUAAAACUUUCACCUAAACCUCUAGUGCAUGGUUUUCCACACGCUAAGACUAAUAAGGAUGGAAAAACAGAAACAUGCAAUGCAAUCCAGAAAGUGGAAGUUAAAACAAAUAGACUUGGUGAACAAUUUACAAUAUUCUCUGGUGGCCUGCCGACAGAAAAGUGUAGCAGUAAGUCUCAUUGCAUAACAGUAUUAGUUCAAGGCAAAUCAACCACAGUAUUAGAAAUGGAACAUCCAGUUAUAGAUUUUUUUACAAUUUGUGAAAGUCCUUGGGGAAGUGAUUUACAAGAACCAUACGCCGUUGCAGUCCUGCUGCAAAAUGAUUUGGUACUGAUAGAUUUGUUAACACCCGGUUAUCCCACAUUUGAAUCGCCUUAUUCCAUGGAUAUACAUGAGUCACAAGUUACUUGUUGUACAUACCUAGCAGAUUGUCCAUCUGAUUUGGUUCCAGCUUUUUACUCAGUAGGAAGAAAUACUUCUAACCGCCGUUCGGGAUAUUCGGAACGGGAGUGGCCAGUAAAUGGUGGAGAAUGGCAGCCAACUUCAUGUAGUUAUUCAGAAAUUGUCAUGACUGGACAUCAAGAUGGGUCUAUCAAGUUUUGGGACUCGAGUGCUGGAACAUUACAAGUGCUUUAUAAAUUAAAAACGUCUAAAAUAUUCGAGAAAUCCAGAGUGAGAUCGAUGGACGUCAGUGAUGACGAUCCUUUAUCUAUUUCGGCGAUAUCUUUAUGUGCAGAAUCAAGAAAAUUAUGUACAGCCACCAGUAGCGGGCAUGUAGUUUUAUUCAAGUUUAGGAGAGCUGAAAGCACGGGAGAUAUUGCCGUACUUGAAAUUCCUAUAUCUUAUGAAAAUUCAGCAGAAAACGAUGGCAGUCCAGAUUGUGAGUUUGUUCCAAAGACACUGCCAAAACAAUACGAUUCAACGGAUAGCGAGAAAAAGGUAGUUGACUUCGUAAAAUACAACAUUCAGCGUGUUUAUACUUUUUCUUUUUAAUUUUCAAUAAACUCACAGUGUAACGGAAUUUUGAAAGUCCGGAGUGGACCACAAAGGAAACCACCAGGUUUUCAAGCUCAAUUAGUAUGCGUAACUCCGUGGACACAAGGCACGCACCCUGGUCAAAUAACUGCACUCACAAUAAACUCCAGCUAUGGAUUAAUGGCAUAUGGAAACGAGUAUGGCCUUGCUGUAGUAGACAUUGUGCAAAAAUCGUGCUUAGUAAACUUAUCUACACAGGAAAUUUAUGGUUCCUUAGAUUUAUACUCUCGAACUCCCCGGAGUCCAAAGCGAUUAGACAGUGUCCAAUCAAAGGAAGAUCAUAUGCGAUCACCAAGUAUAGAUCAGUUAAAUGCCAGAGUGUAGCCAAGGAAUCUACGCCCAAACCCUGGAUUCUUCUCACGCCCGUUGGUCCGUACGGUUUAUGCGGAAUACUCCCCUAUUCGUACGCUGGCCACAGCUUUCAACGAGUUCUACCAUCUGUUCGACUUCCACGAACCUGUGAGCCGAUUUUUGGAAAGACUUCGAACUGAACUCCGAGAUCGUUCUCGUUCAUCGCGUCCUGCUGACAACCCGCAACAACGUGCAUCAAGAACAAGAAGAUCUAGCCGUUAAAUCAUGUUUUGUUUAAAUUUAUGUUUUGAUAACUUGACUAUAUUUAUGUUUGUAAACUUCUUAUUAGUUUUAAGUAACCAAACAUCAUUGAGACCACCGGGUCAGAUGAUUUCAAAUAAACAAACAAAUAAGUCGCUAUUGAAUAUUAUAAAGUUUAGUUAAGUACUUCAAAAGUUAUGCUUAAAAAACGAUUUUAACAAAAGUUCGGAAGAUGUAAAUAGGGUGGUUUUUGCAAGAAACCCGUCAUGUUAUAUAGUUUUAGGUAUAAGAUAUUGUAUUCAAAAGACUUUUUCAGCGAGUUCUAAAGAUUAAAGAUCUGACGACCCUAUCAAAAGUUAUACGCACUUAAGUGUUAUUUAUGCACUUUUUAAAUGCCGGACUAAAAUAUUUCGAUGAAAACGUUAUCCGGAUCUAUCAUGCGAUUUGUCGUUGGAUAGGUAACCAAAAUACCUUUCAAACGAGUUCAAUAGAUUGCAGAUCAGACAUCCCUAUCAAAAGUUAUAAGCACAUAAGUGCCCUGAAUAAUGAAGAUCUGACUACCCAAUCUGAUGGUAUGAAUAUUGAAUCAAGUUGAUAGAACACUGAAAGAUCCGUUCUUUUGUAUCUAUUUUGGAUAGCAUUACCCUUAAAAUGUGAGGAAGGCACCAACCACUUAAGGGUGGAUUAAGUUACGUUUUUUUAUAAAAUGCUUAGGACCAGAAAAUGGUAACAAAACACCGCGACAGAAGAAAUAUCAACAGAUAAACACGACCCAACACAAGAGAAUAGGGUAGAGAACCCAGAAAUCGCCCACUUUAUAAUGGAAAUCUUAGAAAUUAGAAAGAAUUUAAUGACGAUUUCUGGUUUUCGGUUCUAUCUGUUGUAGAACGUUGAUAAACUAUUUGAUUUUAAGUUUCCAAAAGGUUUUUAUCAUUUACAAGUUCAUUUUUGUUGAAAUUUUGCGUUUCAAUAAAGUGCUCUGCAGUGCCUAUUUCCGCCUCCCUAAAACCAAUUUUCGCCCGCCCUUGGAACCAGUUUUCGUCCUAGGCAAAACUCAAGAAAUCCAUUGAAAUUAUGGCACAAAGCUAAGCAAGUAUGGUCUCCUAUUGAUACACAACAUGUUCCCGAAGCUCAAUUUCAUUGAUGUGCACAAAUUUGUCGUUAUAUAAAUUGAGGUUCAAAAAACCCUAGGAGUUUUUUUUUACAGAUAUCCUACUUAUUUUGAGGUUCUCUGUCUAUUCUAACUAAAACCAAAACAUGUUCUCACUCGUAAAAAAAUAUGACUAAAUCAAAAUUCCUGAUAGAACUUAUGUAUCCCUAUUCACCCAAGAUAAGGGCACACUACAGUUAGCUCCAUGUUGUUGUUGAUUUUGAAUUGACUCAAUAGAAAACAUCGAGUACCUCUUAAAUAAUAAUAUUAUAGCAUAUAUACAAAGUCUGAUAAAAACUAUACUUUCCCAUAAUAUCGCUACCGGCUUGCGGGUAUUGGAUUGAACCACAUACACACAAAAGUAAACUGAUUAACAAAAGAAGGGAAAAUUCUAACAUAACAUCACAUUGAAAGAAUGUUAAAAACAUCAAGUAAUUGUCUAAUAUCUAUCGAUCUAGGUACAUUGUUACAUCUCGUGGUGGUUAAUAAAGUAUUGUUUCAAUAGUCAACGCUUGCUUCUAUUGUUCGUGUCCGAACAAUUCACAUUCUUUUUUAUUAUUCAUAUUUUAAGGCUACCAACACUUUCUGAGCAAAAAUCCGUACACUUUACCGAUAUGAAACCAUGGUAUAACAAAAACUGUCAAUGAAUUAUUUAGAUAAAUUAAAUUUAAUAAAUCUGAGAAUUAAAAAUUUAAAACUGUGUCAUUUUUACAGCUAACAAAUUUCACAAAUUGCUAUCAGAGUGCUUAUGACUUGCACGUUUAAAAGUAUUCAUAAAAUCAACCGUGAUUUGAAUCAAAUCAUUAGGGGAGAUGGGGGUAAGACGGACACCCUAAGGGAGAAGUCUCACAAAAUUUACACAACAGAUUAUUUUGAUCUCAAAUUACUUACAUAUAUUGUUCUACUAGUCGUCCAUUAUAGACAUGACAUAAAUUAGUUGAUCUAAAAACCAAUUUUCAAUACUGUACAGCAAUUUAAAAAAAAAUAAUUGAAAUCGUAUAUAUAUACGAAACAUGCGGGGUAAGACGGCCACCCAUGCACUGAAAGAAAGGCUCACAGCAAUAUCACAUGUUUCACACGUAAAUCAGCCCCAUACGGCUUUACAUAUGAAUGUCAUGUGCAAAUCACUUGGAAAAUUUCCAUCGCUCGACACGCAAAAUUCAAAAGCAAAACACGUUAACUUCGCGUGACGACACACAUGAAUUUGCAAUGCUUUUCACAUUAAUGUUAAAUGAGUUUGUAGAGUAAAUCAAAUGGUUUUCUAAUGGUAUUCAGGUGUGUAAAACAAUGAGAGCGGUUUUCUUUAUUUUUUUUAUUAAUUUAUUUCACGGUUUUUGUAAUUAUAACUUUUAUUUUUCUAAGUCAAAAUAUCUGUUUGGGUACAUGUAAAAAACGUUAAAUCACACAUUUCACUUCACUGCUACGCUGCGGACCAGGUUCCGAUGGCGCUGUGCUAUCACGAGCAGCGCAAUUUGGUAAUCGAGGCGCUCAAAAAUUACGCCCUACUGUGCCGGUAAAUCGUCACGGUCAGGAUCGCGAACGGACUCAAGCUUGCCGAUCAAAAGUGCAUCAAGACGAUCGUACAGCAACUGGCAGCAGGCUGAUUCGUAUUAUCGAGAAACACCGCUUGCAAUCUUUUUCCGGAGCUCCAGAUCGGAGCAGAUUCCGAAAACGACCUCUGGCCUGGAAAUAUAAUGUUAAUCUGCAUGAAUUUUAAAUUUUCAAGUUUCUUUUGAUUUUAUUUACCACCAGCGCGAACAUUUUAAAAAAUAACUACAGUAAUUUGGUUGCAAAAAGAACAUUUUAGUCCGAUAAGAAAAUUUUGCACUGCCGUCGUCCGUGGCCAUCUUACUAAUGAAGAAUUUUCGCCACAGGCAAAACAAAACUAAAUCAUUUCAAUCUAACGUGUUUUUCACAUCGAAAUCAAAGGAAAUGACAAAUGGGGCGAAUCGAAGUGCAAUUCAUUUGAAUUUAAAGUGAACAGCAUACGAAAAUAUAAUGAAGAGUUUUUUGCCAACGAUCAGCUGGUACCAAAUGAAUUUCACAUCCAUUUAACAUGGAAAGCAUGUGAGAGUCAAAGGAAAAGCACGUGAAUUUAUUGUGUUGGUUUUUGGAGACUCUCACGUGAAAAAACACAUGAGAUUGCUAUGUUGGUUUCUUUCAGUGUGUGGGGUAUGACGGUCAGUGCUAUAAAUUAACUUAAUAAUUUUGCUAAAUCCAGCCAAACGCCUACAUGGUUGGUUGAACAGACUUCUCUGAAAAUUAUAACUAUUUCGGUUGAAAAAAAUCAAGUUUCAAAUGUGAAGAAAAAUGCUGUUUAAAAAAUUUCAUAUUUUGGUUCAGUGAAUUUCAUAUUAUUGCGAUCACAUUUUAUGAAAAACUGUGAAUUUUUACUACAAUGCAAACACAAUUUGAUGCAAAAUAAUUAGUUUGUGUAUUUUGAUUAGAAUAAGUAAAUCAAAAUUAUGUAAACAAUAUUGAAUUGAUAUGACAAUAUAUGUUUAGCAUCAGGUCUCAGGCAAAGCUUCCCAGCAGGUGUCUUUUUCAAAUCCUCUGAAAUGUCUUCCGCAAAUUUUUAUUUAGCCAAUGAACUUACAGAUCAUCAUAAUAUUAAUUUAAAUCUACAAUUUGUUGUUGGGAAACCUUAAGAGCGAGUCCACGAACAGGGCAUAGCCCAUUGUUAGGGACGUUGUGGAGCUCACCAAUCUGCCUGAAAUUCAGGGGUUGUUUGAACUUAUAUAACUAACAUCUGGGCUAAAUAUGGGCACUAUGAAGCAUCCCAAUUGUUCAAAUCUAACGGAAGUUAUAAGCAUUUCAGUUAAAAAAUUGCAAAUUUCGAAGUUUUUAUCCAUUUAUGCCUACUCUUUAAAAAUUAAAGUAAAAAAAAAAAAAUCUGCUCUUGUCGGUUGACAUUUGGUAUUGUUGGAUAUGAACCUAGUUUCCAAUGAAUGUGAAUCGGUGAUUUCUUUACAUUUUAGUUUAGUAAAGAGUAUAAAUGGAUAAAUAUAAACAUUUUAAUACAUGUUAUUCUGAAAUUGGCUCAGGAACUUGAAUUUGAUAAAUCCAUCUCAAAAAAAUGGGGUAUCCGAGCAAAAGUUUGCAUAGCAAUUUUGCUAUAAAAAACCGUACAAACUUGAUUUGAAUAAAUUACGUUGUCAAUUUUACGAUGUCCAGUAGUGCAUAGUAAUGUUAACCCUCCAAUAAAGAAAAGAUGAACAUGAUUUAGUAUUCACUACCAUACAGUUUCGAGGAAGCAUGGUACAUUUUACCACAUUUGCGUUUACAAGAAAGCAUGUUUUUGAGUCAAACAAACCAACUUCUAUGGUACCCCGUGGUUUGAAUGUGUUGGUAAAUUUUCGACAAGAAAGCCUUCUAUGAACGGAAUCGACGUAACACCUUAUAAUGUGGCCCUCUUAAACCUUGCGGUUUCGUCAACGGAUCCACAGGCGUGUAUCGUUCUCUUUGCGACAAGACUCCGCCUCCCGGGUCUCCUAAGUGUGAAGGUAUGGCACGGGGAGAGGGCACCGAAUACCUAUAUUUACACUUUAGAAUUUUUUGCGUCCGCCUCGGGAUUCGAACCGGCGACCUCUGGAUUGUGAGUCCAGUGCGCGGGUCGAUUGAUCCACACAGGCUUCUAUGAACAGCUGUUUUUAGGCAUAAAAGUUCAAAUUUAGAAACUAAUUUGUUGUUUUGUGUCUAUUCCUACUGAAACCAAUAAAAAAUAUUCAAAUAUUGUGCAAAAACAUUACUAAAAUCACUUCUCAAUUCACCCCAUGUGUCUCGAUUUGCCCCGGAUAAUGGUACACAUUUUAUUUCAUUUUAACUAACGAAACAAAAAUAAAGAAAAAAAAAUAUUUUCGUCGUUUCGAUUUUGCGCCCUUUUCGUCAUGUUACUCCCCAUAAUUUUGACACUAGACACCAAAACUUUGGUACUUUUUAGGCUUCAGUGACAUUGUAUGCAGAAGACAGCCGAAGCAUCCCCGUGGAUUUCAUACUAUUCAAUGAGUUUUGUUGUCGAAACGGUAGUUAACAGCAUUUUGAUUGAAAAUGGAUAGUUUUAUUGAAAAUGCUUUUCCUUAUCUACAAAUAUGUCUUAAUAGUCAAAAAACCGCCAAAAAUAUAACCGGCCUAUAUCAAAUAAAGUUUACAAAUUACGGGCGGCCGUAUUACCCCCGGACGAGGUGGCCGUCUUGCCCCCAAAUAAAUUAUUUUUUUAAACAUUUUUUUGCAAAUAGCUCAUCGCAUUUUUCAAACUUUUCGGAGAGACAUAAUCUAGUAAAAACUUCAAUUUAACAUGAAAAAAAUAUUUGAAGACAGGAAAACAUAUUGUUUUCUAACAAAAAUGCCUAAGUUGUAAUUCAUGAAAAUUACAUCCAGUUUCAAGUUCAAAAAUUAUUUGUUUAUUUUGAGCUAUUUUUAUACUAUUUCAAACAAUAUGUUUGGCAUUAUUUAGCAUGAGGAACAGUAUUGUUAAACAUUUUAGUAAUAUUCAUUAGUAUACUUAUUAAACAGUUGUGUGGCCGUCUUACCCCGCCUGGACGUCUUACCCCCAGCUAUAGCAUGUGAAACACAACAGUUUAUAGGACCUUUAAAAAAAACUCUAGAUUUGUUAAAUGUUCAAAUGUUUUCACAAGUUUUAGAAAGCCUUUAGAAAUGGAAUAUAUUUAGUAAGGAAUGUCUAAAAGAACAAUUCUAGAGUUUUUUUAAACGGGCUUAUAAACAUAUGAAAGACAAUAGUUCAAAAACUCUUGAAUUAUUGAUAAUCAAUUUUGAAUUGAGGAAACUGCGGAAAACUCUCCCUUUUUACAUCAAAAUCACAGAAAAAUAAAAAUUUCUAGUUAACAAAAGCUUCGACCAAAUCAAAAAAGCAAUCCAAUUAUUGAAAAGUUGUUAAAAUUCCGUAUAAAUCCGUAUUAUGCGUAAAAUUCCCUACAAAAAUUCCGGCCUUUUAAAAAUCCGCGAAGAGGUUCGAAAAUCCGUAUGGUAAGGAAAAAAUCCGUACAGUUGGUAGCCUUAUCAUAUUGUUGUCAAAAUUUUUAACCACAAAUUAGAGAGAAGCAACGAUGCCAGAUUAUUUUAUGGGAGAUCUGUAUUUUCUUAAAAAUAAAUCUGUAUUUUUUCUGUAUCAUGUCAAAAUCGAAGCCAUACAAGACAUUUUUAUAAUUACAACAGCAUAUUUAAGCUUUUUUAUUCAUAUUAAAGCAUAAUUCAAUUACUAAAUUGUUGAAAUUUGUAAAUAUUAUCAAUUUAAAUAAAUACUUAAAUAAUUUAGAUAAAUAUACAGAUUUUUGUGAUUUUUGGGAUUGAAAAACUGGCAUGGCUGGAGAGAAGACAGAUUCCAUUCAUUCUCAAAUCAGAUAAUAUAAAAAAAAAACUCAUUUUCCGGAAAAUGUCCAUUCCGGGAAACGUCCAUUCCAGGAAAUUUUAUUCCGGAUAACGUCCUUUAAUUAAAACUAGAUUAGUUUGGCCCUGCUGAUUGGACAGCAUUACAUUAAAAAUGUAGUUUAACUUUUUAAACCCUCCAAUUAAUACUUUUCGACCAUUUCUUUUCAUAUGUAUUUUUUUACUCAAACUUUGUGCGGCCUUCCCUAUGACCAAAGAAGCAAUUUUGUGUCAUUGAUUCACCUUUAAUCUCCAAAAACUAAUUCUCCAUACAAUUUUGGCAGCUGUCCAUACACAAGUGGUACGUAAAAAUUCGAAAAUCUGUAACUUUUGAAGGAAUUUUCUGAACAAUUUGGUGUCUUCGGCAAAGUUUAAAGUGUUUGCCCAUUUAAUUUUUCGUGUACCUUGAACGUCUGAAUAAAGAAUUAAGAGUUUUUGAUUCGAUCCGUUCGUGGAGAGAAAAUCCUAAAAUACAGUCCA